UCUGCUAACCCGCUCCUGUUGCUCCGGACUGGGGCCCUUGACAUCAACGUACCGGCCGAGCCUCCAGCCGCCCCUUCCCUCCAAGACAAAUUCCUGUGCGAGCGUCUAUCAAUGGAAUACGACCGCAGCGAGAUCAUCGUCGGUCAGCCAUCUGAGCCCAACUGUCCGGCGCAGCCACAAAACUUACCUUGCCGACCUUCGGGUGACUGCGUCCUGAUUCAUUUUGUCAUUUGCGUCUCCUGCUGAUUGCUCCUUCUCCAUAUCUGACCUCUGACCUCUUGGAGGCGUUUUGUCUGUUUGGGUCCUGGGUCCAUCCUUACUUGCCUGACUUACCGGAAGCACGACAUUUGUGUUGAAGCUUCUCCCUCCACUUGACCUUGACUUGCCUCGCGGAUCCACCACCACCAUAUGUCCAUUCCUUCAUUCCAGUCCCCAAUCCAGUCAAACCACCAAACAUCGUUUUGUUCCUCACUUGACUCCCACUGAAACAUUCAUCAAUCUGUUGAACAUGCUUUUCAAUUCUACUUCACCCACAAGUCAACCUUGAUCCCCUUCCUCUUGGUGGGAGUCAUCCUUUUUAUCCACCUGCCUGUUUAUAUCACGUCACUAUAUACACCUAUAUUCACUGUCUUCGCCUUGUCAUAUCUUCCACCACCCGUUCUUGAGCCACAGUCACAGUCACAGUCACUCACCCAUGCUCACCACGCAACCCAAACCACCACCGUCCAUCUUCCUCGCCAUCUCCUCUCCCCAUCAUCCUCAUGUCGCCCAUGUCGAUUCCCAAUCGCUCAGAUUGUGACCUCGAUUCGAGGAUAUACCCAACGGCCUCAGUUUUCAAGACCACUCCACCGGCACAGGGCACGGACAAGAACUGGCAUCAGGGACGAAACAUCUUCCUGAACGGUUUGCCCACUCCACCCUCAGCGUCUAAAGCCAUGCCUGGUGUCCUUUUGGGCAACAACUACACCACGUUUGCAGACCAGGGAUAUACGGAGCAGAGGGCAUGUGUCCCUCGUGCCUACGACAACAUUGCUCACCAGAGAUCGGCAUCUACGGCGGCAAGUGAUUCUCAGAUCACACUGGCACCCCCCAUGGGCCUCGUUGGUACCUCCUACGGUCGAUCUGUGGAUCAGAACAGCACCAACACGAUUGCACCCCAUCUUCAGAUUCCAGAGUCUGUCAACAAGAGCAAGGGAAGCCUGGCCGAAUUUGCGGCUGAAAUCACAUGUUUGUUCUGGUUCGAGACUGCGGAAGCACUCCAAUAUGCAGAGGAUCUUCCCCUUGACCAGCCCUACACGAGUGGGCUCCUGCGGGAUGCAAUUCCAUCCGUAGGAUUCCGAAAAUGGGUCACUACAAUCAUCAGUACAACUCAGGUGGGCAAAAACGUGAUCCUGCUGGCUCUCAUGUUCAUCUACCGACUCAAGCGAUUCAACCCAACUGUCAGUGGUAAAAGAGGGAGUGAAUUCCGACUUUUGACAGUAGCUCUGAUGCUGGGAAACAAGUUUCUCGAUGACAACACAUACACCAACAAAACCUGGGCUGAAGUGUCGGGGAUUCCAGUCAAUGAAAUCCACAUCAUGGAAGUCGAAUUUCUCAGCAACAUGAGAUAUGACUUGUACGCCUCGGCAGAAAAGUGGAGUCAGUGGAAGGCCAAGCUAGGAAGGUUUGGCGCGUUUUAUGACAAAGCGUCCCAAUUCCCAGUGGUAGACGAACACCGUCAGAUCCCUCCCCCAGUCACACCCAUCACUCGGAGCAUUUCACACAAGUUGCCAUCACCACCCUCAUCGCACUAUACCGCCAACCACUUUGCUGCCAAUGCACCCGCUACCAAUAACUACUUCCCUGCUCUUCCACAUCCUCUCUCCACUGUCCCCAACCUGCCUAGUUCUCCCCUGCGUCAGCAGCACAGUGCCAGCCCUCAUCAGCUUGACCGAAAACGAAGCAUGGAUUUCGCUGCAGAACAACCGCCUGCGAAGCGUCAUAACCACUCAGAAGCAUUUUCAGGGCAACCUGGGAUCGAUCUACCGCUCUCUAGGCCAUUUCCGUCCAAUAGCCUCCAAGUUUCCCCUCUGUCGCGGGGUACCUCAACCGAAUUCCCUUCCUAUCCUAGCAACGUGGAAAUUCCUCGAUUAGAUGCCUUGCGGGUCCCAUCAACUUCAUCUACUUUAGCACCCCUAUCCAUUCCCUCAAGCCGGUCCAUGUCCACUGUCUAUCCAGCAACGACAGCAUACUCCCAGACCAUGACUCCAAUUUCCGCAAUCCCACAGAAUCUUUACCAAAAUCCUAUCCCUCUUCUUGGCGAUGUGCCUCGACAUAUGCCUGGCUAUGCUUCGACGCACACAUCGCCUUCGAACGGCUACCAUACAACGACUCCCACACUUCCUGGGUUGUCACCUUCGUAUUUUUUGACGAAUCGGACUUCGCCCUAUCGUCCUGUGCGAUCUGUCAACACCCUCCUGAUUCCACCUCCCUCGGGAGCACUCCAAGCACCUGUUCGGCACGUCACCACCGACCAGAUUCACUAUCAGCCUUUGAGUAAGGUCAACACAGAGCGUCAUACUGGUUUGCUCCCAAUGAUGCAGUUUGACCCAUGGCCACAGAGCAACGUCUCGACGCCUCUGGCACACCACCGUUCAUAUCAAGCCUAAGACUGAAGUACAUCCGGACGGUCAGCCAAGUGUUUUCAUAUGGGCAGGCAUGCUCUACAUUUUCGAUGCAUAGCGCGGUGUUUUAUGUUUAGCUUGGGGGGAAUCCAGACAGAACAUUUUCUUUACAAAGCAUUCAACGGCGUCGGAAGCCCUGGAUGGUUGUCAUGGGACAAUCAGGGCCAGAUACAUGGAUCCAUAUUGUACAGAAUCAAGUCAGAAGCUGAGGCUAGAUUGCCCUGCUCCAAAGUCUGGCUCACGAGCUAGCUCUCAAUACAAGAAGUUUUUCUUCUUUGCAUACCAGAUCGUUCAUAC
Messenger RNA from Exophiala mesophila, 2960 nucleotides. RefSeq lists its product as uncharacterized. Gene Ontology annotation, cellular component: cyclin-dependent protein kinase holoenzyme complex; nucleus. The transcript has a single exon. Bases 762 to 2648 code for a protein of 628 amino acids. Gene Ontology annotation, molecular function: cyclin-dependent protein serine/threonine kinase regulator activity; protein kinase binding. NCBI's taxonomy places the organism in Eukaryota, Fungi, Ascomycota, Eurotiomycetes, Chaetothyriales, Herpotrichiellaceae. Gene Ontology annotation, biological process: regulation of cyclin-dependent protein serine/threonine kinase activity. The record is from RefSeq and is a predicted model, not a curated record.